This is a messenger RNA of Symsagittifera roscoffensis, 4676 nucleotides long. RefSeq lists its product as uncharacterized. Bases 115 to 4572 code for a protein of 1485 amino acids. NCBI's taxonomy places the organism in Eukaryota, Metazoa, Xenacoelomorpha, Acoela, Convolutidae. The record is from RefSeq and is a predicted model, not a curated record. The transcript has 13 exons. Gene Ontology annotation, cellular component: plasma membrane. Gene Ontology annotation, biological process: negative regulation of hippo signaling. Gene Ontology annotation, molecular function: protein binding.
GAUAGAUAAUUCAGAAUAAUGUCAUGGUGAUUUUCUUGGAUUGAUGGACACAAUACAGAAGUACCGCCCACUGAAAGUCAUUGCUUAAUUGGAUUGUAUACAAAAGAAUAAACAAUGCACAAUCACAGAGAUAAUUUAUCAAAUUUAGAAGAGAGGUCCGAACUUACAAGUCGCGUUCGCAACUACAGACGAGGUCGGAUUUUGUCAGCAGAGAGCAGCUACUCUAACGCAAAUGAUAAUUUUGUUCCUUUCCGGCAGUUGCCUCGAGAGGCUAGUGUUGACUGGGCUUUAAACACUGGUGCUACAUGCCCUAGCAAUGAGCUGGCCACUAGUCUACCACAGGAAACUAGAAAUCUCGAAUCUCAAUCGAGUUUUCCAUACCAUGGGGUUGAAGGGCGACGUCACUUGUUCCAAAGCAGCGUCAGUGUAGGGAGAGGAACGAUGUCUCCUGCCGUUAUUCAAAGAAACUCAUAUCAAUCACAACUGUAUCCACCACCGCCUCCUCCGUAUCAUACCAGACCUUUUAGUGGAAGCGGAGGAACCAAUAUGUCUCUUUUCGUGGCUCGAAGUGGCGACCCACAGACUGCAUCUUUAGUGCGUCGAGUUGUUGGUGAAAGAGAUGCUGUGUUACAUGAGUAUUCGACUGUGAUGGCCGAACGAGACAGAGUGCACGCCGAGAUGGACUCAUUGUCAGCCGAGUUGGCAUCGGCUAAAAACACUGUUGACGAGCUGCAACUAGUGUUACAGACCAAAUCGGCAGAAGCUACUCGUCUCAAUAUGGACUUAUUGGCAGCGAAAAACUGUUACUGGACUUUAAUAGACUCCAUGGAUGAUUGGAAAAAUGCCCUUCUGGAUGCUCUUUUAUCCAAUCGAAAUUUUCGGAAUCACUUUCCUGCAAUGGAAGCAUCAAUGGACUUCUUUCGCUCAUGCAUAGAAGAACAGUUUGAAAAUUUCAUUGCGUCGAAUGCUGAUUUUGGAAGUCGUCGCAAUCGCAGCGAUAAUAACAGUGCCUUUUCUUCUCUAACCAUACAAACACAAUCUCGGCCUUUGCGCGGAGAUAAUCAAAUGCGACGAAGGUCUUCAUUUGGAUUCACAAACGAUGAACAUGAAAGAAGUUCGAUGGAUUUACAGGAGACGACAAAUCAAUUUGCGAGAAGCGACAGUGAAUCAUUUGUAGCGUUUCCAAGUAGCCGUGCGUCAAACGUAGCACCAAUUUCUUUACUUUUGGAGAGAAUUGGAAACUUGCGACAGGAGUUGGGGAACAGAAAUGCUGAAAUUUUACAGAACUCGAGUGAAAUCGACUUCAUCAAAAAUUCCUUGUCAACCUAUCGUUCUGAAAACUGCAACCUUCUUUUGCAAAUUGAGAAACUGAGACUGGAAAAUGAAGAAAUGCGAAGCAGUUUGAUUUCUUGGCCUAAAAUUGAAUUCCAUAAAAACGUAUCUUCAGCUGCCAACGAAUAUACUUUGGAUGUCGACGUUAGAUUUCACCUACGUUCUCUUUUCGACUGGAGCAAUUUCGGAGUUAUGUUUUCGGAUAUUACAGGACAUCUAACUGUAAUCGAAGUGAAAGCAGAUUCUAAUUUCAAAUCUGUACUCAAGCCCAAAAUGAAGCUUCGAGUUAUAGAUCACGUGCCUGUUACUUCGUUACCUGAAAUGCGGUCCAAAAUAUCUAGGCGUGUGAAGUCGAUUCAUUUUUUGUUUUCGGCUAAAUGUGAAAUAAUUAAAACUGAUAAGUGUACUCAAACAGAAGAAAGCGCAAUUUUAAGACAGCUGAACACCUUACGUACAAGUAGUUGCUUUGAACCUCAAGCAAAUUAUAUUGAAAGUUCUCCGUUCACUAGAAAUUCGACGCUACGUUCUCCUCUUGUCAGGAAUUCGAACGACAACUUAACUCGACGUCGGGCCAGUGCAGCAGCAGGACUCUCAGAGCUCCAUCGUCGUCGGCAUAGAUCAUAUUCACCCUCAAUAGAUCUGAAUUGGAUGACAAACGCGGCAAAUCCGUUCAUGAGUUCGCCGAGUUUUGCCACCGAGAGCCGAAGAAAUCGCACUCUUCCGAGGAACCGCACAGAAUUAGACUGGUUCUCGAAGCGUCGAUCGGAGAAUCUCAGAGGAGUUGACGAGGUUGUGAUGGACCUCGAGGAGCCAUUUACUCAUGGGACUGUGAGCGAGGAGAAUUCGGACCGUUUAUUCGAGGAUGCAUUGUUAGAAACGGAUGAACAGAACAACACGCAUUUGACAGAGAUGCAAGUGAUUGAAGAUCUGGAUUCUUAUUUUUCCUCGGGAUACGAGGAGAACUCAAUAAACCCGGCCGAAUCUAUGAUGACGGAAGAAAUCACUCAAACGUUCAAACUUCCGAAUAACACGAACGCAAAACGAGUGUCAGUUUCUCACAAGCAUGUGGCAUCUGAACCUGUACAGACAACGGAACGUUCGACACACGUUGAUACAUCUUCAGACAGAGGUAUGUGCACAAAAGAGAUGACAGACGGAAAGAGAAGUCAGAAGAAGCAACAGACAAUUCGGGAACUGACUUGGCCUAGAAUGCGAAAAAAUUUUGUGAAUCCUGUUAAGGGAUUCGAAUUAGCUAAGGCAAUUCCACCUACAGAACGACAGGAUUCGGGUAGUUCAGUCACGGGAAAGUUCAAGGAUUCGCCGAAGAGUAUCAGACUGCCCUUUGGUGGUUCGGGAGGUAAAAAGAGGUCUUCGAUUCUGGGAUUCAAGUUUUCUCCAGCAGCCAGUGUGAAGUCCAGAAACUCUUCAAAGUGCUCUACCUCUUCAAAGUGUCGGUCGCCUGACCUCAGCUGUGAACGAUCGCCCUCUCAUUCAAGACGAAGUCUCUCUGUCAACUAUGGCUGUAAAUCACCCUCCCCUCUGGAGUUGGAUAAUUGUGAUUUGCGAAUAGGAUCUCAAGCUGCAACUGCGAAAACCAAAACGGUACCGGCUACUAGAGGUGCUGUUAGGCGAGCACAGUCUUUGAGCGUAGAAGCUGGAGGCGACACGGUUUUAUUCGACGGCCUUGACGCAAUUCCAUCGAAAAGGUAUGAUUCGCGUUCUACUGGCGAAUGUGCUAUGCAGUCUCCUUCAAAUCCGCUCAGAGAAGAUACUGUCAGCAAUACUGAACAGGAAAGAGUAGUUACUCUCUCGAGGAAUGAUCUAUCGCGGGGUUUCGGGUUUCGCUUCUGUGGCGGAAAUGUACAUGGACUAUUCGUGUGCAGUGUGAUGCCUUCAUGCUCGCAUUUAUUGCACGUCGGAGAUCUCAUUUUAGAGGUGAAUGACCUAAGUGUUUUGCAUGCAACGCUUGAGGAACUAUUCAUUCUUCUUAAGACGAACCGAGAGUACGAGGUCAAACUGAGAGUUAAAGCAGAAACAAAACUGUACAAGCAGACUCAGCAACUUCAAUCGGCGUCAAAUGAGGCGAAUUUUCAAAAUAUUACCAAAGAUCAGUUCUACGUCAGAGUUAUUUGCGCAUCAGAUCCGGCCUCCGGUAUCUCGUCGCAGCAUCGCGGAUUGUCUUUGAACCAUGGGGAGGUCCUAUACAUUAAAGACUCAGUAUAUCAAGGCGAAGUUGGAGUAUGGCACGCAGCUAGGGUCGACCAGCGAAAAAUGGAACUGCAGGAAGAUUCUGGACUCGUACCCAGCAUGUAUUACAAAUACUUGCCUAUUUUGAAAUCCUCGAGUAUAUAUAAAGAACAGUCAAAUCAGAAAGCAGACAGAACUUCAAGUUUGGAUGUCAUAAGCGAAGAUAACAGGAGUUCGAGUCUUGGUCCGGGCGCAAAUACUGUCAGGAGUUUUCGCAAAUUAUUUCUCAAGAGGUUUGCAUCAAGUUCUUCAUUUACGUGUUUGCCAACAUCAACAAAGGCGGCUGAAUCGUCUAACACUGAUAUUGGGAUCAGCCAUACUGACCAUGGUGAUAUAUAUGAAUUCCAAAGAGUCAAAUAUUUUGACGAAGAUUUUCGACGACCAAUUGUGUUCGUGGGUCUCUUUUGCGAUCAGCUGGCAAAAUUCUUUGUCGUAAAUUACCCGAAGCGAUUUAAGUAUUUCGAAUUUUCGGCAGGGCACGGAAAAAAUUGCGAACUGAAAUGUGAUGCGUUCUGUAAGUUGACGGCUAUGGGUACCUCUAGUAGCGAUGUGACUGUGGAACAAAAUAGAAAAAAUGACCUUGCAUCAAUUUGCAGGCGACUUGACAAGGGCACUAAUUUAGUUCUCUAUGCCGAUGUAACUCAAUUGGAGAUUAUGGGAACUAACAAUCUACAGCCGCUCGUGUUUUGUUUUGACCCAAUGAAAAAUCAUAAAGCUGUGAAGGAUUUGUAUUUUUUGCUCCAUAAUGGAGGAAAUUUGAGCACAAAGAAAACAAAACGACUCAUCGCCGACUGUCAAUUGAUUGAGUUGAGUUUGAAAAAGAUGAAUAUUUUCUACUGCAAAUUGACAGGAACUUUAAAUGAAGUAGAGGGAAAGGUUGUAAAGCAGUCGGAGCAGUUUUCGAAUUUUAAUUUGUUCGUUGCAGAUGACACCAAUCGAGAAGUUGGCGAGCAAAUAAGAAAACAAAUGGAUGAACUUGUUAAUAGAAAUUAACUUAAAUGAAGUCAGACUUUGAUUCAAAUGUAGAAAAAAAUUAUGCCAAAAUUAAUUGUAAACAAUCAGUUGUAAAUAUGUAAAUUAGAUGAAUCGCUGGUCGA